CUUUUACUCCUCCUUUUCAUGCGCCUCAGCUUUCUCUUUCCUAUAUUUUCCUCUCUCUCUCUCUCUCUCUCUCUCUCUCUAAAAUUUUCUCAGCUUCUGGCAUGCAACAACACUACUAUGAACUACAUCUCUAUGGGAUUUUCAUGUGAGGAUGAUUUUGACGGAAAGGAAGGCGAAGCUCCACUUUUAUAUGAAACGAGGGAGAAUCAACACAGAAGCAGCAGGUGCAUGAAUGUUCAUAAUCCUGACCAUCAUAUGCAGGUUGAAGUCGACGUCGAGUUUUGGCCGGUGGAACAUCCUCUUGAGCCACCUGAUGAGGAUCGCCCUGUCAAAUGCCCGAUGCCCGACUCUUCUGUCAUUAAUAUUGAUUUUGUCUCACGUAAAAUGCAUUUACAGGGAGGAGGGAGGAAGGAAAAAAGGCUUUCAGAGAGCAAUAGCAUGCGUAAGAGGACAGAAGCAUCAUCUGCGCCUGGAGCAGCUUAUAGCAAUCAAGGAUUAAUGAAUCAGACGGUAGCGGCAGUGGCAACGCCACCUCCUGUUCGAGCAGUGCGUAAAAGGCACCACCACACACUCACCCGCGGCGACCAUAUGAUAUCACCUCUGAGAAGGAUGCCACCUCUUCCUUCUCUCCCAACGCAGAGCAUCACCGUCUUUCAAAUGCUCCAGCAGUUCGACAAGUUCGACUCUUGAACGAAAUUAAACCCAGCUUUCGUUUUUAUUCAGUGAUGAGAAGAUCCUCUUGAUAUCACAUAUGUUGUAGCUUCUAGUUAGCCCAAGCUUGGACUAUUUAUGAUUUCAUUGACACGUUCAUAGAAUCGUCUAGUUUUUCUCACUUAUUUUAGGAAAAGUGAUUUUCGCACA
This is a messenger RNA of Pyrus x bretschneideri (Chinese white pear), 861 nucleotides long. RefSeq lists its product as uncharacterized. NCBI's taxonomy places the organism in Eukaryota, Viridiplantae, Streptophyta, Magnoliopsida, Rosales, Rosaceae. Bases 19 to 690 code for a protein of 223 amino acids. The record is from RefSeq and is a predicted model, not a curated record. The transcript is spliced from 3 exons.